This is a messenger RNA of Caenorhabditis angaria, 7215 nucleotides long. The record is from the annotation of a GenBank genome assembly. Lineage: Eukaryota; Metazoa; Nematoda; Chromadorea; Rhabditida; Rhabditidae.
AUGGAAAUCGAUUGUGCAAUCGGAGCGGAUGAAGGUAAAUUUUUGGGGGAUUCUUGGGAUUUUUUUUUGAAUUUCUCAAGUUCAGGAAUGUCCAGUUUUUGGGAACUUUUAGGAGUCUAGGCUUUUUUGAAUUUCUAGGAUAAGCCUGAGAUUCCAAGCUAGACUUUCAGAUUUUGAGCCUAGACCUAGAUUUAGGCCUGAAUUUCUAGGCCUGAACUUUGAGCUUAGUUCUAGAUUAAGACCUGAAUUUUGAGCCCAAUCCUAGAUUUAGGCUUGAAUUUCUACGUAAGUCUUUUUUUCAAGCCUAAUACUUUUAAGUCCAAAUCGUUGGGCCCAAGCCCGAUUUCGUGAUAUUUAGAACUUUAAAAAAUAAAAAAAUGAGAUUUAAAAACUGCCACGUGGAUUUUCGGUGUUAAAAUGUCUUCGUUUUCGAAUUUUGCCACGUGGAUUUUUGGCACGAAAAUUUUAAUUUUCAAUAUUUUGCCACGUGGAUUUCUGGCGUGACAAUUUAAUUUUUUGUUACGUGGAUUUUUCACCCUGAGCCGAUUUUCAAACUCUAAAAAUCUGGUAAAAUUUCUCUGGCCAACCUAAAUUCCCCCGAAUGUCGAAUUUUACAGUACUUCAACCCAACACUCCAUCCAACAUGCUCUCCUCCUCCUCCUCAUUCGAUCCUUGUCAACCAUCAACAUCCGGUUUUCGUCCAACAACACCAUCUUCAGUUCAAUCAACACCUCGAAUGAUGACGUCAUCGUCGACGGCUUCAACUCCUGUUGUCAUUAAAUACGAUGGUAAUGGUGAUAUUAUUGGUGGGGGAAUUGGAGGAGAAAGAGGAAUGGGAAUGGGUGAACAAACACCAACUAGAUAUGGUAAGGGAUUUUUGAAGGGGGAAUAUUCUAAAAGUUUUUUUUUCUUAAAUUUCUAAGAAUGCUCUGAAGCUUUUGAAUUUUUAAAAAUAAUAAUUUCUAGGCUCUAGGAAUUUUCAGAUAUUUUAAAAUUUAUUCUCAAUUUUUCAAAAUUUAAGCCAGCUUCUUGUAAUAUAAAAACAAUAUUUGUUUUUGGACCUAGAAUGGAUAAAAAUUCCUGGAAUACUUUUUGAGCAAUUUGCUGAAAUUAGUUCCAGAGCUACGGCUUUCAAAUACUCAAAAGAGGAUAUUUAAUAUGAGCAAUGAUAAAAUGCAUUAAUUUGUAUCUGAAAUUAUAUCCAGCUUUUUUUCAAAGAGUAAUUUUUUGAGCUGGUUUUACUGAAAUUAAAUCUAGAUUUGGAGCUAGGCUUGAAGAUUAUUUUAAGCUCUAGAAAUUUUCAGAAUUUUGAAAUUCAUCUUCAGUUUUCUCUUUUUAAAGUUCAAAUUAAUAUGAGUAAUUCUGCUCAAAAUCAGCCUAGAACUCCAAAAAAUUGAAUUUUUAUAAUCUGAGCAAUGCUAGAGAAUCUAGGAAUUUUGAGAUUUUUUUUUGAAAAAUUUUAAAAAUCUGUUUUUUUGAGGUUGUUUACUCUAAUUCAAUUUUUCGAGAAUUGUUUUUCCCAAAAUGAUAUUUUCCUCCUCAAUAACAAUAUCCCCACAAAUUGCUAUUUUCAAAAUAAUCAUUUUAUUAUUAGUCCAUAUAUUUUUUCCCUCAAAAUUCUUCCCACAGAUUUCCAAAAUGUUUGUCCAUUUUUUUCGUGUCCUUCCCUUUCCCAAACAUUAUUAAUGUUGAUGAUGAUCAAAAAAUAUCAAAACAAAAAACAUUUGAUUUUUUUUCGCCACAUUUCUCCUCCUCCCGUUUGGCCCCCGAUUCUUUUUAGUCAUAGAAAGCGCACACAAAAAAAGAAGAGUGUGUCUGUGUGAAUCAUUUCGUUCUCCUUUUUGCCUUUUUCACACUUUUACCGCGUAAAGCAGUUUGUUAUUUUUUUUAAUUUCGAGCGUCGAAGGUCGCGAUUGUAGACCGCAAGCUUCCGCGUUAGCGGACACGCGGUUUACUAUAAGUUAAAAUUUUUACUGAUAUUCAGAUCAUAGUUAACCGCGUGGCCGCUAAAGCGCAAGACAGUGCCGCUAACGCGGAAGCUUGCGGAUUACACAGUACCAUCAGCUUAGUUGAAAAUCACAACGAGCAUAACAUGAGCAAUCUAUGUACCCGUAUGUGCUUUGAAUUUUCCGACAGUAACAGAGCCUCCUACAGUACCUCGAGAGCUCCCGUCUUAAGGUACUGUACAGCCACAGGUCCUCAAAGCUUCCUCCUCGGCUAACCUGAUGUGUAACCUGAGCAAUAAUAUUUUGCGCCAGGAAUAUCACCAAUUUUUUUCAUAUAGGAAAGAGUGAAAAAUCAAUUUCAAAAUUCGAAAAAUUCUAUUUGAAAAAAAUUUGAAACGUAAAUUUCCCCAGAAAUCAUUAAUUUUGAAAAUCCCAAAUUUCAAAUGUUAGCGGCCUGCCAAGCGACGUAAGUUACUGUGGAAAAUUCCUGUUUAACAUGAGCAAUCUACCCGAAACGCGGUAGCUUUUGAGCCCCUGAAUAACCUAGCCUGAGCAAUAAUAUUUCUCGACAGGAAUUUUAUGAAUGUCAUUUUCCCAGCCUAUUAUCAAUUUGAAAAUUCGAAACGUAAAUUUCCCUCGAAAUUAUUCAGGAUAUCCCCAUAUGCUUUCUAGAUCUAUAUGAAUUCCAAUAAUCCUUCCAGGUCCAUCAACACCAAUGCGACCAAUGAAUUAUCCAUCAACACCGCAAAGAGUCUCAAGUCGAAUGUCGAAUCACGGCAGUCCGUUUCGACCGCAAUCACAGAAUGUAUCAGGACCGGUUGCCAAUGAACGGGUUCAUCAAUUGAGAGAAUCCGCGUUGGCGAAACAGAAUUAUAUGCAACAAUGGAUUGGACAAGGAUAUCAGAAUGCACAAUCACCGCUACAACACAGACCGCCCAGUAUGGUAUGUUCUUCGAGUGACGCAAGCUUCCGCGUCAGCGGCACUGUCUUCCGCUGACGCCGAAGCUUGCGGUUUACACAGCCUAAUCUCCAGUCCCCCUCCAACUUUAAUUUAUUCUCCAGAUUGGUUCAACCAUGUCAACAAUGUCGCAUAUGUCUGAAAUGUCUCGAUUUUCAAUCGGAGGAAUGAGCACACUUUCAGUCAACACUGAAAUUGCAAACUAUUCAUGGCCCCAAAAUCCACAUCAAGCCCCGCAUAUUUUAUCGAAAGUUGGAAGUGGAGAGAAUCAGGAUCCGAUGAAAAUGAGAAGGCGAAUGACGUUGAACGAAAUUGUUUAUAGCUUGAAAUCGAAUGAUUCGGUAGGUUUGAAAAUUAUUUUUAAUAAUGCGGAGAAAGAAUUUGAAGAAAUUUUGAAACGUAAAUUUUGCGGUUCAAUCUUUUUUUUUUGAAAAAAAAAAGAUUUUCAAAAUUUUCCUUUUUCCAGAUGAAACAAAUGCUUGCACUUCGUGAAUUAAUUCCAGUCGCCGAACAAAAUCAGCUUGAAAUGAGUGUUCAAAAACCGGAUCUCAAAACCCUGAUCUAUUCAUUAUUCGAAAUUUUGAUCCCGCGAGAACAGGAAGAUGAAAAAGUUGUUGAAGCCACUCUCUAUGUCUUAUAUCACGCUGUUUUGUAUCCAUCAAAAACUCGAAUUUGUCUCAAAAUUUUUGAAACGCUGAAUUUGGAAAUAAUGGGAAGAAAAGUGAAGGAGAGAAUGGAGAUGGGCGGAUUUUCGACGAAUGAUUUCAAUUUCAAACAUCCGAUUGGAAUAUUUUAUAUAAUUAUGUUUCGAGCAAGUCAAAUUGAAUCGAGAUAUGUUGCAAAAGCAUGGAUGUUAUUGACACAUUUGUUUUGUAACACGUUUUUUAAACGAAGGUUUUUUGCCGCGAGAUACGCGAGACCAGAAGAUCAUAACAUUCGAGCUGAAGUCAUCCGAUUUGCCGUUGAAUCAUUGAAAAAGGAUCUGAAAUCGAAACCGAAAGGAUUUGCGGUUUCAGUGAUUCGAAAUCUUUCGGCAGCGAAUCCUGAUAUAAUGGGAAUGGCUAUGCAAUUAGAUGUUGUGAAUAUAUUCUUGACAAUUAUGAAAGAGGAAACUAUUCAUGAGGAUUUGCUUUGGUCAACAACUCAGGCUUUAUCCGCGUUUUUUGCGGUUUCGAUUAAUGGAGAACAUUUUAUUCGAUUGGGUGGAGCACAGGUAAUUUUUUUGGAUUUCAAAAAUUUAGGGAUUUUUCUGGAAACGCAUAAAAAUAUAUUGUAAUUAUUAUUUUUUCUUAAAAUCCUCUUAAAUUUCUUCAAAAAACUUGAUUUUAUGUACAACGUAGUCCACGUGGAAAUUUGAAAAUUCUGAAAUUUUGGCGGAAAAAACCAUGUGGAAUUUUCGAAAUUCAAAAAAAGUUGAGCCCAAAAAACCACGUGGAAUUUUUAAGUUCAAUUAUUUUCGGCUCUAUAAAUCCACGUGGAAUUUCGAAAAUUUAGGUGCGAAAAAUCCACGUGGAAUUUUCGAAAUUCAUAAACUCAGGAUCUAAUAUUCACGUGAAAAUUCAGUAAUUCUGAAAUUUUGGCGGGAAAAAUCCACGUGGAAAUUUGAAAUUUCGAAAAUUUAGAAGCGAAAAAUCCACGUUGAAUUUUAAAAAUUCUGUAAUUUUGACGCUGAAAAAUCCACGUCGAAUUUUCGUAAAUUCAAAAUGUUUUGUCUUCAAAAAAUUAAUCCGCGUAGAUUUUUUGGGAAACAUUCUAAAAUUUUGGAGCGAGAAAUCCACGUGGAAAUUCAAAAUUCAUGAACUUAGGAUCUAAUAUUCACCUGGAAAUUCAAUAAUUUUGAAAUUUUGGCACGAAAGAUCCACGUGGAAUCUGGAAAGUUUUGACCCCCAAAACCAACAAGAUUUUUUCCAGGUAAUCUGUGGUCUGUUAUCCCACGGUUCUUCUCGACUUCUUCACGAAUUACUUGGUUGUAUGGCACGAAUCGCCGAUUUGCCAGCAAUAAAAGAGCAAAACAUGUCGGAACCAAUUCAUAAUGUUGUUCAAUUAUUGGGCAGUUUUGAUCCGACAAUUGUUGAAAGAUCGACUGCAAUUCUAAUGAAUAUUGGAUUACACAACAAAGCGAAUAAGGCUAUUUUGGUGCAAUGUGGAGUGACGAAUCAUGUAUUUGCUGUGCUCAGAAUGUCUGAUCAAUAUUUACAACUUGCAUCAACUCGUGAGUGUUUUUUGGAGAGAAAAUUUGAAAUUUUUUGAUACUAAAUAAGCCUAGUUUUGCCACGUGGCAAUUUUUUUUUGGUAGAAAAUUUAGGGUUUGCUAAAUUCCAAUUUUUUUGAAAAUCUCAAAUUUUUUGCUCUAUUUUAAAAAUAUAUUUUUAUAACUACAGUACCCAAAACAAUUUUGCCACGUGACAUUGUUUUCUAGUGAAGAAUUUGAGGUGUUUCAAGAAAACAUUUAAAAACUGCCGAUUUCGAAAGUUUUCGCACCGAAAUUUGAUGACGUGGAAAAUUUUGAAUUUUCAAAAAUUUUUGAACCAAAAUUUUUAGGUUAUCAAAUGCAUUAAUUUUUUUUUGAAAUCUACAGUACCCAGGACAACAAUUCAUACAAUAUUUUUCAGCUGAAAAUUUCGGAUCUUGUAUCGAUUUUUGUCCUGGGUACUGUAGUUCCGUCGAGAAAUUUGAAAGAAAAAAUUCAUGAAAUUUUUACACAUCUCUAACUUAUCUUAAGUCUGAAAUAUCAAAAAUUUUGAUUGAAAUUUUAAUUUUUGGGGAAUUUUUUAUUCGAGGUUCUCUAAAAUCAAAUUUAUUUUCUUAAUUAAAAAAUUCCACGUGCCCUCUGAAAAAUUCCAAAAAUAUCCAUUUUCCAGCUGAACACUCGGAAGCGAUUCGAAUCCAAAUCGGCAGUAUUUAUGAGCAUUGUCUACGUGUCCUCAACAAUGUCACUUUAAUGUCACAACAAGAUAAUCGAGAAACUGCUGUUGAAGCAUGCAAAAUGGUAAGAACCCCCGAAAAUUUCUGAUUCUCCUAAAAUUCAAUUUCUUUUCAGAUCUCUUCGAAUGUCGAUUCAGCAGCAACAUUUUUGAAUUUUAUUUGUAUCGGUAAACGAUAUUGUCGCAAAUUGGCUAUUACGGUUUUGAAACGGUAUGAAAAUUAAUUUUUUUUAAAUAUUUUGAUCUAUCAAUCAAUAAUUUUUUGCAGGGUAAUUGAAACGAUUCCAGUUUACGCUGAAAGAUUUAUUGAUCUUUACGCAACUACAAACGAACAGCUUCCAAUGUUAUUAUUGAAACGAAUUUGGGAGAGUUUGAAGCAGUGGAGAACUUUGAACAAAGAAUUGAUGCAGAAUUUGAGCAAUGAAGAAGCUGAGGAAAAACGCAAAGAUCAUGAGGAUAUUGUGAGAAGAUCUUCUGGUUUAUUGACAACUUUGUGUUUGGAAUCGAAUCGGAAGUUUGUGGAAGAUGUGAAGAAGGCGAUGUUGUGAGUUUUUUGAAAUUUAAAGGGACAGGGCAGAGAAAUAUUGUGCUCAAACAUUUUCUGAAACUUUGACUCGAUUGAUUUUGGUCUUAAAUUUCCCUACCUAAGGGGUGCCAAAAUUUCGAAAAACUGGAAUUUUCUGAAUUUUUGGCCGUUCAAAAAUCGACAAUUUGAAUUUUUUCGAAAACGCUUGUUUUUGGCGCCAGAAUUGCCACGUGUGAAAAAUUCAAAAAAUUAAAAUUUUCUGAAUUUUUGUCGGCCCAAAAAUCGAAAAAAAAACCAUUCUAAAUUUUUUUUGAAAAUUUAGCCAGAAUUGCCACGUGGCAUAAUUUUCUAGAAGUUCAGAAUUUUUGAAAAUUCCUACUUUGUGUAAUUUUGUCUCAUUUGUAUUGCGAAAAUUCCACGUGGCAAAAAUUCAAAAAAUUAAAAUUUUCUGAUUUUUUGUCGGCCCAAAAAAAUUGAAAAUUUCAAUUUUUGCGCCUGAUAAAAGCCCGAGAUAAAUUUCCGGGGUCCAAAAAAGCCCCGAGAAAAUCUGGGAAGCCUGAGAGACUCGGGACUUUUAAAAUAUUCAAUCCUUUUUUCAGAACUGCUGGCGCCAAUCCAUUUUUAUUCCUCUCCCACGAAAUCAGCGAUCCAAUGCUUUUUGAUUGGCUCUCAUUCAUUUGGAAAGUUUCCAACACCGAAGACUCACUCAAACAGAAACUCCUCAUCAAUCUCAUGCAACAGGCAAAUAUUGUGCAAAGCCCGUUUUUGGGUGAAUUACACGAACGAAGACCGAAUCCACAAAUUCGACAACUUAUUAUGAAUCUUAUGCAAUUAGCUGAACAACAACAUCGAAAUAUCUAG